AUGACUAAAACAGCCAGCAAGGAGCAUUGCUUAAACAUGCUCGAGACUCAAUAUAAUAUUCUGCAAGAAUGGCCGACACCUUCCAUAAAAAAAGCAGAUUUGAGAAUAAUCAGGUCAGAGGUGUUCGAAGACUCUGAUUCAAGAGUGCCAACGCUCUUCCAACCAUGGUCUCUGAAACAACUGUUGUCUUUCAAGUUUGAUAGCUCAGACCCUAAAGUUGUUAACGAUGUUGCGAUAUCUUAUGAGAGUAUUGAUCACGGCUCUUACACAUUGCAGAAAAACAGGUUUCCUCUCUAUGCCCGCUUGAAGGUAAUUCUUGAAUGUUUCAUCAGUGAGGUGCAGGCCUGGCCGCGAGAAUCGCUCGAUGAGACUCAUACGCUUUCAUUCUAUACAGGAUGGAAAUUUCUCGAACUUUACACUCCAAAAAUUAAGCUCGAUAUGCGUUGCGGUAUUGACUGGGAGUGUCAUGGCGGCUGGGUCAAACACGGUGGCGAACACCCGCAUAUCAAAGCAGCUAUGCACACUGCCAUCGAUAUACAUGACGCGGACGAACUUCUAAUAAGUGAGCUUCUUGUUAUUCUUGGUAUCAUGAUAGAGCGCAUGAAAGAUGAAUCGCUGAAAAACCAUAUCGUUAUUCCGGUAAUGCUCUUUUCGCUUGUUGGUCCGCGGCAUGGGAGGAUCCUUACAGCAUACUUUGACGAGCAGAAUCUAGUAGUGAAAAAAACGCCGCUCCAAUACUUCCCUGCUUCUCCUGACAGCGUUGCUAUGCGUGAGUUUUUGCGUUACCAAGCUGGUGGGAUCAAUCUGUCUCUGGAUACUACUCGGCUUCCGAAGCCAGUUAAAGGUGUCUCAGUGUCUAUUUAGAAUGGAUUAUGCCUGCGGAUACUAGUUGGGCAGUAUUAGUAGUCACUGUUGGCG
Messenger RNA from Aspergillus versicolor CBS 583.65, 918 nucleotides. RefSeq lists its product as uncharacterized. Lineage: Eukaryota; Fungi; Ascomycota; Eurotiomycetes; Eurotiales; Aspergillaceae. The transcript has 3 exons. The record is from RefSeq and is a predicted model, not a curated record. Bases 1 to 864 code for a protein of 287 amino acids.